This is a messenger RNA of Sinocyclocheilus rhinocerous, 3172 nucleotides long. Its product is annotated as E3 ubiquitin-protein ligase znrf1-like. The record is from RefSeq and is a predicted model, not a curated record. NCBI's taxonomy places the organism in Eukaryota, Metazoa, Chordata, Actinopteri, Cypriniformes, Cyprinidae. Gene Ontology annotation, molecular function: ubiquitin protein ligase activity. Gene Ontology annotation, cellular component: membrane; intracellular membrane-bounded organelle; cytoplasm. Bases 295 to 1059 code for a protein of 254 amino acids. Gene Ontology annotation, biological process: protein K48-linked ubiquitination; proteasome-mediated ubiquitin-dependent protein catabolic process. The transcript has 5 exons.
CGUGACGUCACACUGUCGGUUGAACGAAGAAGGAAAGAAGCCAACUUCCGGUAUGAUGCGCUGAACAGGGACCACAAAACAUAACUGCAAGGAAAAUGCGGUAGGCUGUUGUCAUAACUGAAAGAGAAAUUAAAACACAGCACAUCUCUGUGCUAACUUUACGACUUUUAAAUAAAUGUGGCAUAUGGUUAAGUUAUAUGGCCUAAGGGCUUUGUGACGGAAGCAAUCGUGUUAGCUGAUCAGUCAUCGAUCGAUCGGUAUUAGGGAGUGCGCGAGCUCUGCGCGCGGUUGAACAUGGGGACGAGAUCGAGCCGUUUACACGAGGAGACUCCUUCGACACCUUUCGAUAAAGAUGGCAUCAAGAGAGAGUCCUGUCGACGAAUCCGAAGCACCAGGCCCACUAGCCUCAUGGUGGAGUUCUCCGGGAGUUUCGACCAUGACUCGGAGACAAACCGCAGCCGGUCGGAAGAGGGCAGCGACUCGGAUACCGGGCAGCAGGCGAGCAGCGACGGCAGCCCCGCCGACAGCCACAUGUCCCCGUCUCUGAGCAGCCAGGCCACGCCGACGGACGAGAACGGGGCCGAGGAGAAACGCGAGGAGGAUGGCAGUCCAGGAGGCCCUGUGAGCAGGGAGGAAAUAGGCCGUGCACCGCAGCGCACUUUCUCGGAGCGUUUGCCCGGUGGUCGCCAUUCUUCCGCCAGCGGCGUCACAGGCAGGUCCGCCCGGGUGAGGGGGACUCACUCCCGGCCAGUGUCUGAGGCGUGGAUCGGCCUCUACAGGGUCAACAACCGCCACGGUGCUAUUCGGUGUCCCUUCUGCACCAAGCCGUUCCCUGGAGGGCGAAUCGAGGACCAUCUUCUAAGUUGUCUGACUUCUCCACCUCUCCCUUAUAACACUGAUGUGCUAGCUAAGGACAGUGGAGAGUGUUCAAUCUGUCUCGAAGACCUGCUACAAGGGGAAACCAUUGCUCGACUGGCCUGCCUGUGUGUCUACCAUAAGAGCUGCAUUGACACAUGGAGCAAAGUGAAGCCAUGCUGCCCUGAGCAUCCUUUUGAUUGAUUCAUGUCUUUACGUGCAAUGACACUUUGACUCAGGAGACAAUACCCCCUUGCAGGAGCAUAUAUUUUCUGAUGAGAGGACUGAGAGAAAGACACAAAGGAACAAAAACAAAUAACAAGCAUCAACACUUGUGGUCAGAUUAAUCAGUCUGGCCUUGAGUGAGCCUGGCUUUAACUAUCUGAUGUGAUUCUUGAGACUUGGCUUUUCUCUGCUCUACAGCACCUGCGUGAACGGCGGGUUUGCUCUGCUUGCCUUUCCUCUCUUAACUCUUUUCUUUAAAGCUCAGAGUGAAACUUGUAAACUGAACAGAACUUUGUAAAAGAAACAUGUAAAUGGUGAGAAGUUACACAUGGAUCGUCUCUCUUCAUGGACAUCUUGAUCUCCCGGAGGGAUGGUGUUGUUCUUACCAUGGAAACGUGGCAAUCUGUAAUUUAUGCCAGGCUUAGCGUUUGGUUUUGUGCAGCCUGCUGGGGUUGCGUUGGCUUGAAUGAACUACUUGAUUUUGUAGAGUGUGUUGGGAAGAUCCCGGAUGGAAAGCAAGUGAGUUGUACAUGCGUAAAUAUUGCACAGGAUUACAUAUGAUUGAAGGCAUGAUGAUUUAUAUUUUUGGGGGAUAGUCUUUUACCCUUUUCUGUUUUUGUUACUGUAGGAACAUCAAAAAGGCAGAGUGAAAUUUCCAAUAGAUUUGUUCGAUUUAAACUACCAUGAAUAGUGAUUUUAACCAUUGAGGCAAAACUCCCUCUCAUUACCACAUCAAGCUCUUUUAACCUCUUGAUCUGAUUGCUUUUACUCAAUUCAGCUGUAUAUUGUUAACAGAUCAGAGCGAUACUUCCACUAGUUAGGACAAUAGAUGUUAUUGGUUGCAGUGAAGUGCGUGUGUGUACUCGAAUGCAAAAGAUUUUGACGCUGAUGAACUGACAGCAUGUACUACUCUUGGAGGGAAGGUUUGUGAAAUUGCCUCUUUGCAUCUCAGACGUAGUAGCCUGGAGAAAUCCUGUCACUUUACACUCUUUACACCAGGCCUCCUCUACGUUGAAUGAGGCAUCUGUGGUACGGAGAUGUAUGUCAGGCACAGUAAUGCCAUAUGGCGCUUGCUUUGCCUGAGGAUGGCGAUUGUGAACGGCUGAUGGGUAAUUAUGACAAUGUCGUCGACCCCCUUGGAAAGAACAAUGGAAUAAAUAUGAUGGAACGGUAAUAGUUUUUUUUUUGUUUUUUUUGACAGACCUACACAGGGUAAAUACUUUGAGAAGAUCUUUCAUGUUUUGAGGUUUAUGGGGUUUGCUGAUUGUGGGUGUUAACAUGUUCAUUAUUCUAUUGUGUCUUGUAGAGGUCAUUUGGUCUGUUACUUUUUUGCCUUAGCUUGAGGAAUCAUAUUUUGAGUGGUAAGACCUCUGAACGGAGAAUUUGCUUUUCUCAGCAGAGAGGUUACUUCUAACUUUGAAAGUAUUGUAAUGCGUUUCCUUUACAGGACAGUCUGACGGUUCUUUCCAAUUGAAAACAUGAGAAAUGCCAAGUGUGUCUGUGUGAGUCAAAGGCAAAAGUCAUUCUUACAGUUACAUUUAUGUUUUGUGUCGGUGUAGUGCAUUGUGGAGUGGAGGGAGGUAUUGUCAGAGUAUUUUGACAAUCUUUUAAGCUCUCUAAGUUAGCUUUUGCCCUUUAACUUAAUGUGGUGCCAUACCUCAAUAUCCAUAUUUACUAUACUAACAUGGGGCUUAGCUAACUCCAAAGUUGUUGCUUGUUUUUUUUUUCCUUUAAAUAUUAUAUAUACACAGUAUAAAUACCAUAGCAAGUUCUGUAAUUAUUCAGUGCUAAGGGUAUCUACCUGCUUGAUCCUGUGUUUCGACAGUUGUUGGUCAAAUAUGAAUGAGUUGGGAAUGUUCUUUAGGUCAAUAUGAUUUGCAUAUAUUCACAUCCCCAAACACAGACAAUCUGCCUUCAUUCUGCUAAAGAACAAUUGAGUAUUUAUUUAUUAAAGUGUAAAUAUGUAUCACAUUUCAAAAUGGUGACUAGUCUUUUGUUUGUCCAUGAUGCUGUUUCUAUGCCUAAAUAUUUUGUAUGUCUGAAAAAUAUGUUUUUAUAUGUAAUUUUUUACAAUAAAUAUGCUUAAGUGUGA